This is a messenger RNA of Anopheles moucheti, 1750 nucleotides long. RefSeq names its product phosphatidylinositol glycan anchor biosynthesis class U protein (gene PIG-U). The transcript has 5 exons. Lineage: Eukaryota; Metazoa; Arthropoda; Insecta; Diptera; Culicidae. Gene Ontology annotation, biological process: protein localization to cell surface; attachment of GPI anchor to protein. The coding region runs from base 230 to 1537 and encodes 435 amino acids. The record is from RefSeq and is a predicted model, not a curated record. Gene Ontology annotation, cellular component: membrane; GPI-anchor transamidase complex.
CACCAACAGCGUAGAUAAACAAAUUCUUCAUUCGCCCUUUUUAUCGAUGAAGACCGGGAUUUAAAACAACGAACGCGAAAGUGAAUAAAAAUGUGGUAGUGUGGUGGAUAAGGAAAGUGUGUUACAAAUCACAAGUCUAAACGUUUAUGUGAAGCAACACAUCUACUAAUAAUUGACGUGCUGCCAAAACGUUGGGCCUGUGGCCGCGCAAGAUAUCAGCGUAUCCAGAAUGAAGCUGGCGAUAAGCAUAGGAGUGGCCGCAGCAGUGCGCUUUCUGUUGAUGAAUUCGCGCUACUCGCAAGGGAUACAGAACCGGGUGGAAGUAUCUACUCCGAUAAAUGCAUGGAAACGAGUCGAGGAAGGCGCAUAUCUGUAUGCGAACGGAAUCAAUCCAUACGAUGGGGACGUGUAUCAUAAAAAUCCAAUUAUUCUGCACGCUUCCCGCUGGCUGUUAGAUAAUGUCCCAAGUGCCAUACCGUCCCUGUUCAUCCUGCUGGACGUUCUGACAGGGAUAUUGUUGCUGCUAGCGGCACGAGUAUUUAUACGCGAUAUGUACGAAAAACAACGAAACGAAAUGGAUACGUACGCGAAGGACACAGAUGAGCUCCAUCUUGUCGAGGCGGAUCUGCACACGGUUCCGAUGUCCGUCGGGUUUGCUUACCUGUUCAAUCCGUACACCAUUCUAAACUGUGUCGGCCAGACGACGACCGUGUGGAGUAACUUCCUGCUGGCCGCUUUUCUGUACGGGCUAUCGCGUCGUCAACGGCUGGUCAGCUUCCUGGCGCUGGCACUCGAAACGCAGAUUAAUCUGUAUCCAUUUGUGUUACUCGCACCGGGCGCACUGCACAUUGCCAAUCACCAAACCGGGACAGGCAGCAGUGGGAGCAGAUUUCGCAGCAUAACGGCCAGCUGCCUCUUAUUUGCAAGCUUAUUUAUAGGAGUUAAUUACUUCGGCAACUUUCUGAUGGGUGGAGACUGGAGUUUCCUAGACGCCACGUAUGGCUUCAUCAUCAACUGCCGCAGCUUACAACCAAAUAUUGGGCUGUUCUGGUACUUCUUCACGGAAAUGUUCGAUCACUUCCGGACGCUGUUCCUGUACUCGUUCCAAAUCAAUGCCACAUUGCUGUACCUGUUUCCGCUCACGUUCAAGCUACACAAGGAACCGAUCAUGCUGGCAACGAUGCUGAUCGGGCUGGCGGCCGUUUUUCGCUCCUAUCCGUGCGUGGGCGAUGUUAGCUUCUACCUUGCCCUCAUUCCGCUGUGGAAAUCGAUUUCCAUGUUCAUGAAGAACAAUUUCAUCGUCGGUGCAACGAUGCUGGUGACGAGUGUGCUCGCCCCAACCGUGUGGCACCUGUGGAUAUACAACAAUUCAGCAAACGCCAACUUUUACUUCGGUGUGACGCUAAUUUUCUGCACAGCCCAGAUUUUCCUUAUAACGGAUCUCUUCUUUGGGUAUAUCAAGCGAGAGUUCUGCCUAAAGCACGGCAUCCGCGUGUUGGUAGAUGGAAAGGAGGCCCGAAUUACGUUGGAGUAUUAAAACAAAUAAAAGGCUGAUGAGAUGUUACCAUCCCCGGUAACUGUGGCGGCAAUGCAGCUGUAAAAGAAAGCAUAGAACAAAAACAAAUAAAUGAUUUAAAUAACAAAUGUUCGAACAUCACACACAUCCGCUCCUCUCUUUGUUGGUCUCUCUUUCACAUAUGCAAGUCUUACCAACCAAACGCAGUUUUUUUGAUCACAAAUCUUGUUUAUU